Messenger RNA from Indicator indicator, 2279 nucleotides. It is a transcript of the gene TMEM70, whose product is annotated as transmembrane protein 70. Gene Ontology annotation, cellular component: mitochondrial membrane. Lineage: Eukaryota; Metazoa; Chordata; Aves; Piciformes; Indicatoridae. The record is from RefSeq and is a predicted model, not a curated record. The coding region runs from base 1 to 714 and encodes 237 amino acids. Gene Ontology annotation, biological process: mitochondrial proton-transporting ATP synthase complex assembly. The transcript has 3 exons.
AUGCUGCUGCUGCUGCUGUGGGCUCCUGGCUGCCGGCGCGCCGCCGGCACAGCCCCCGCCGCCGCAGCCUGGCUGCGGGGCGCCGCUCACGGCCGCUUCCACAGCGCCUGCCGCCGCCGGGCGGGGCCGGCCGCCGCCGCGAGGCCCCAGCAGGUUACAUCUUUCCAAGGAAUAGCUGUUCGCAGCCUCUGCUCAACGUCCCCUCAUGAACACCCAGAACAUGGAAGAUUAGUUUAUAAAGGAAAUUUGGCAAAGGCAGUGUUAGGUGUGAAGUUUUUCUCAUACUCCACCAGCAUAUUCAACCUGUUCAUGAUGCCCUACAUCAUGCUGAAAACUGGGAUUGGGUUUGACAGCGUGCUACUAGAAGCUGCCUUUUAUGGGGUGAUUGGGUUUUUCACCUUUGUGACACCAGUGACUCUCCAUGUCCUUACCAAGGGCUAUGUGGUUCGGCUCUAUUACAAAGAUGAGGUAGACACCUAUACAGCCAUCACCUACAAUGUCAUCUUGGCAGAAAAAGCAACUGUUUUCCAUCAGAAAGAUGUAAAGAUUCCAGACAUCACCAAGAUGUUUACAACAUUUUAUGCUAAGACAAAGUCAAUGCUUGUGAAUCCAUCACUUUUCCCUAAUAUUCAGGAUUACAACCAUCUCAUGGGCUAUGACAAAUCCUUGUACUUUAAAUUAGAGGAGGAAAAGGAAGCUGAGGAAAAGAAAUGAUUUGAAGAUCAUGAAUGUCAGUAGCACCGUUGAUGGUGCAGUGCUAUAUAUAUGAAUGUAAAAGUCUAUUACAUUUUCUUAAGUACCAGAUAGAGUUUUCCCAAUGCAGUUUGGAAUGUAGAACAAAACAGCAUUUUUUUAAAAAUCUUGUAAACAGUGUGGAGGGUUCUUCAGAGUUAAUGGCACCAAGCACAGUAAAAGAAAAAGCUCUUAGCUCUGUGUUGUGCUUGGUUUUUCUUGUUAACUGCAUGGGCUGUGGGUAAUCUCACCAUCCCCACUUUCAAAAGGAACCAUUCAUGUAAGAAAAGUCAUCAAUAUUCAUUACCUGUCAAGUGCAUAGUUAAAGUUUUAGGCCUUAAAGAUUAUAUGUAACCCAAAAACAUCUGGCUUUCUUGUCAGUGCUGCUGGUGGUAUAAAGGGACUGGAGCUGGCUUUCGCUUCCCUUUGUGAGAGCGUUGGCAGCCAGGAGGAGUCUGCAGAAAGCCAGAUAGGUAUUGUUGCUAGGCCCUACUGCAGUCUCCUUCAAGAGGCCUGCAGGCUUGUGGAGAAGACAGGGAGAAUGGCUGCCUUGCAAUAGUUUAGCCACUCAUGGCUACUAAAUGGUUUCUUAGGCUGGAGUCCCACUCCAAGCAACUCAGUCCCUAGAGGUGGAGACCAAGAAGCCUCUCUGUUGAGCAGGAGAAAGCACCUUAGCAUGAGAUUUGCUCUGUGACUGUCCCCUUGGUUGCUGUAUUUGAACUGACUUAAAUACUGGUUGUUAAAAUGGAUUCUUGUCUGCAUUUGUGUGAGGUGAGGAAGCAAAAGGGAAUCUUGAAGGGUACUGUUUAGAUCUUGUGCUUUUAAAAAACAUACCUCUUGAUCUUUAGCACUGCAAAGACAGCCACCUUUUAGCUCAAGUGAGAAACAGGAGUAGAUUUUUUGUGUGUGUGGGUGACUAGAUUGGUUAACUGCACUCUUGAGAAUGCUGAAAUUGCAAUUUAAAUGUUUUUAGCCCAAGGAGAGGAUUGUUACAGACUUAACAGGUAUUUGUUUUCAGAUCAUAAAGGGCCUAAAUAUUUGGAGGCUUAGAAAUGACUCAAUUAAAAAAAAAGGCAAAACUCAGAUUUAUCCUUUUCUAUUAGCAAUGCCCUUUGUAAUGAGAAAAUCUGAUGUGUGCUACUAAUAUUAAAUCAUCCUGAGACUGCAAAUAAAGUAAUUAUAGCUAACUUUCCAGAUACUUCCUAAGUUCUAGCUGAAAAAAUGCAUUUAAGGGCCUGAAUGUCUUCCAGAUCCCAUUAAAACAUCAGAGUUUGUAAAUGUUGGUUUUAUGACUGUUGGAACUGCUGUCAGUGUAUUUGCUGAAUAGUUAAAAAGCCAAACAUCUCCUCCAGAUAGUUUUGAGGGACUCGUUUUGUUGGCACAGCUAAUUCGGCCCUGGAAAGCCAGGAUCAGUUCACAGGUAACUACAAUAUAUUCAAGAAUUAUUUCCAUGAAUGAUACUGAACUGCAAUGUCAGUAACAAGCAAUUCUCCUCUGGUUGUAGGACUUGUCUGUACUGAAAUGCUGUUUAACACAUCAUUAAAUCA